UCUCUCCAUGGCUGGGCUAUAAGCUAAGGCUUGCACAUAAAUAUAAAUAGAAGCAUUUUCAGCAUCAAUUAAUGUAUGGGCCUGAUUCCUAGUAGAUCAUACAUUUCAUUUAUAUCAGAUCAAAUCAUACUAAGCUUGUCCAUGGCUUACACAAGCAGUAGCCUCUACAGCUCUUCCCUAGCUUGGGAUUCUCAUAACAACCACCUUGGACUUGUCAACAACACAGACAGAAUGUCUUUAGCUAUGGAUGAGUACAUGAUGAUGACGAUGAUGAUGAAGGCACCGUGUUGCUCACCUCCACUGGUAGAUCAGUCAGAUUUCUCAACGGGGUACUUGGAAGAUGCUUUGCUUGAAUUUAGCGAGCCUUCCAAAAGAAGACGGGUGCUCUUGUAUACCGAUAACGAGAUCAACCAUUCCGCUACUACGACUAGUGUUCUUGAAAAGAGCCACUGGAAUUCACACUGGGAAUUUUCUGAGAAUUUUGACUGCAUGACCCAGCUAACCAGUUCCAGUGCGCUUUCAGUUCUACCGGGUGAUCCUGUAAGUAUAACCACACCAAUCAGCAGAGUCUGUGAGGAGACAAACAGAGUUACAAAGAUAAACACAGCAGAAGAGGCACCAAUGCCAGCUCCUGAAGCUAUUGAUUCCUCCUCUUCUUCUUCUUACAAAGAGGACUCAGCCAAUACCAACUCUGAUUAUUUACCUGCUCGUCCAGCUGCAGUAGUAGGUGGUAGCAGCAGUGAUGAAAAGAGGAGAAAGAAGAAGGGGGUGAUAAGAAAGGUGGUUUAUCCAUUUGCAUUGGUGAAGCCGGGCGGAGUAGAAGGGGACAUUACCUUAAACGACAUCAACGAGAGGAUCCUAAUGCCGCCAACAAGGCCAGUACGACAUCCAGUCGGGGACUUUGCGUGUCGGCCAUGCGUGUCUGCUGAUGGCCCUGGCCUUUCUGGCAAAGCUGUGGUGGCCCUUACCAGAAUUCACACUCAGGGCAGAGGCACCAUCACUAUUAUCAGAACCAAAGGUUAAAAAUCAACCUCAUCAGCCAGCCAGCUAGCUAGCUACGCAUGCACCUUGCUAUAACAUAUAUGCUUCAGUGUUCGAUGAUCCAUCUCUCAUCUUUAAUUCUUCAUUAGCUAGUUAAUUAAAUAUCUUCUCUCUUGAAUUGUAUAGAACAGAAACCUAAGUGAAUGUGUAACAUGUGUUAUGGGUUGUUACUUUUACACAUAGUGAAUUGAUUAAGAACUAUUAUUAUUAUUAUUAU
Messenger RNA from Prunus persica (peach), 1258 nucleotides. RefSeq lists its product as uncharacterized. The transcript has 5 exons. The coding region runs from base 76 to 1023 and encodes 315 amino acids. Gene Ontology annotation, biological process: male meiotic nuclear division; female meiotic nuclear division. The record is from RefSeq and is a predicted model, not a curated record. NCBI's taxonomy places the organism in Eukaryota, Viridiplantae, Streptophyta, Magnoliopsida, Rosales, Rosaceae.